Molecule: messenger RNA, 582 nt
Organism: Cetraspora pellucida
Lineage: Eukaryota; Fungi; Glomeromycota; Glomeromycetes; Diversisporales; Gigasporaceae
Source: the annotation of a GenBank genome assembly
AUGGGGUAUAAUAAUGGUUGUAAGAAACUACAUUAUACUAAGAGAGAAGUAGCAACUAAGUAUACAUUCACUAAGAUUUUUGGGCCAGUAUUCGCUGCAACUUAUACUUCUAAAACAAUUAUUAAUGCCUUUAGAACUACAGAAACUUGGCCUUUAAAUCCUACUACUAUUAGCUCUGAUCAUCUUGACACCUCUUUAGUAACAGAAUGUGAGCUCUUGCCUUUAUCUCAUCAGAUCAUUCAGCCAACUGGAGAACCAUCUUCUAAUGAAGAACUUGAGACCUUUAAAAAUCCUGAUAUCUGUCCUUUGAAAAUAGCACUUAAAUAUUCUAUUUCUCAGCUUUCAUCACAAACUAAUGAACAAGAAUCUUGCAAAGCUGUUGAGUCUAAAUCCCAACCUGUAAGAAAAAGAAAAACAAUGCCUUUUGCCCAUCUUCUUACUAACAAGAAUUCUUUGUGCAAGUUAGAAGCUGCAGAAGAGGCUGCCAAGUCUAAAGCAGAAAAUGUAAAAAGAAAAAAAGAAAUUGCUAUCCAAAAAAAAACAACAUGUGAAUUAAAAAGACAAAAAAAAGAGCUGAAAUAA